CGGUGGGGGCAUCAAGAUGAAGGAUUUUACGCCAGGAGGGGGAGCCGCGGCAGCAGCGAGCAGCAACUGGAACAACAACGAGCUGCGCCUCCCGCCAGACGAGGAGUGCGCGCCUCUCGCUCCCGCGGACACGGUGAGCCGUGCGGAGGAGGAGGAGGAUGCUGCUGAUGCUGCUGCUGCUGCUGCUGCUGGUGCUCGGCGCGUCUCCGCGGAAGGGGACCCUGCGGAGCCUGUGGCGCUGAUCGCGGCCACCGGGCUGGACAGCAGCGCGCCGGGCGAAGGCGGCAUGAGAUGCAACAAAAGCGGGGAGUGCCGGAGGGAGCCCGCCGCUAGUAAAGGGAGCCUCUCUUCUGUCGCGUCCAAGCCGGAGAAGCAGAGUGGGGGCGCCGCCGCAGCCGAGGACGGCAAGAGGCCAGGGGGCUGCAAUCCCACAACCGCCAGCAUGGACGGCUCCAGCACUCCCGGCGGCCCGUCGUCGCAGGGCCAGGGCCAGGGCCAGGGGGGCGAGGUGGCCACCGCCGCCGCCGCCGCCGCCGCCGCCGUCGCGGUCGCUGCCACCGACAAGAAGGACUCGAGGGUGUCGUUCUCCAACGCCCCCAGUCGGAAAUCCUCUUCCUCGGUGCACGGGCCGGGUCAAACCCAGAGCCCGACCCCGACCCCGACCCCGACCCAAAGCCAGAGCCAGAACCAGGAGACGCGCAAUUCGGUCACAUUCCUCAAGUCCGAGGACGGAGCGCAGAUCCUGGCCGAGGACGGCGAGCAGAGGGACAACCAGACCUUCAUGCAGCGCCAGUUCAGCUCCAUGCUGCAGCCGGGAGUGAAUAAAUUCUCCCUGCGGAUGUUCGGCAGCCAGAAGGCGGUGGAAAGGGAGCAGGAGCGCGUUAAAUCGGCCGGCAACUGGAUCAUCCACCCGUACAGCGACUUCAGGUUCUACUGGGAUUUCACCAUGCUCAUGUUUAUGGUGGGCAACUUGAUCAUCAUCCCUGUGGGAAUCACCUUCUUCAAGGAUGAGACCACCACCCCGUGGAUCAUCUUCAAUGUGGUGUCGGACACUUUUUUCCUCAUGGACCUGGUGCUCAAUUUCCGCACGGGUAUAGUCAUUGAGGACAACACGGAGAUCAUACUUGACCCAGAAAAGAUCAAGAAGAAGUACUUGAAGACAUGGUUUGUUGUGGACUUUGUCUCCUCUAUCCCUGUGGAUUAUAUUUUUCUCAUUGUGGAGAAGGGCAUCGACUCCGAAGUGUACAAGACAGCUCGUGCCCUCCGCAUCGUGCGAUUCACCAAGAUCCUCAGCCUGCUGAGGCUGCUGCGGCUCUCCAGGCUCAUCCGCUACAUCCAUCAGUGGGAGGAGAUCUUCCACAUGACCUAUGACCUGGCAAGCGCUGUGAUGCGUAUCUUCAACCUUAUCGGCAUGAUGCUGCUGCUGUGCCACUGGGACGGCUGCCUGCAGUUCCUGGUGCCCAUGCUGCAGGACUUCCCCUCCGACUGCUGGGUGUCGCUCAACAAAAUGGUGAACGACUCGUGGAGCGAACUCUACUCCUUCGCCCUCUUCAAGGCCAUGAGCCACAUGCUGUGCAUCGGCUACGGCCGCCAGGCUCCGGAAAGCAUGUCCGACAUCUGGCUCACCAUGCUCAGUAUGAUCGUGGGCGCCACCUGCUACGCCAUGUUCAUCGGCCACGCCACGGCGCUCAUCCAGUCCCUCGACUCCUCUCGCCGCCAGUACCAGGAGAAGUACAAGCAAGUGGAGCAGUACAUGUCCUUCCACAAGCUGCCGGCAGACUUCCGACAGAAAAUCCAUGACUACUAUGAGCACAGGUACCAGGGGAAGAUGUUUGAUGAGGAAAGUAUCCUGGAGGAGCUGAACGAGCCACUGCGGGAGGAAAUUGUGAACUUCAACUGCCGCAAGCUGGUGGCCUCCAUGCCCCUGUUCGCCAACGCCGAUCCCAACUUCGUGACGGCCAUGCUGACCAAGCUGCGCUUCGAGGUCUUCCAGCCGGGCGACUACAUCAUCCGCGAGGGCACCAUCGGCAAGAAGAUGUACUUCAUCCAGCACGGGGUGGUGAGCGUGCUAACCAAAGGCACCAUGGGAAUGAAGCUCUCGGAUGGCUCCUACUUCGGAGAGAUCUGCCUGCUGACCCGGGGGAGACGCACAGCCAGCGUGCGAGCAGACACCUACUGCCGCCUAUACUCUCUCUCAGUGGACAACUUCAACGAGGUUCUUGAGGAGUACCCCAUGAUGAGGAGGGCUUUCGAGACGGUGGCUAUCGACCGGCUCGACCGCAUAGGGAAGAAGAACUCAAUUCUCAUGCACAAAGUUCAGCACGACCUGAACUCGGGCGUGUUCAACAACCGGGAGAACGAGAUGAUACAGGAGAUAGUGAAAUAUGACCGCGAGAUGGUGCAGCAGGUGGACCUACAACGGCCACGGGCCAUGUCCAUGACUCCGCCCAUGCACGGGGGCAUAUUUGCCCCACCGGGACAGCCGCAGGCCCCCUCGGCCAUAGCCAGUCUGCAGCAGGCUGUGGCCAUGAGCUUCUGUCCCCAGAUGGCCAGCCCACUGGUGGGACCCAUUGGCAUCGGCAUGCAGUCGCCCAGGAUGGUGCGCCGCUUCCAGGUGGUGCAGAACCUGUCCAGCCCCAUCACAGCAUCGCCCCUUCAGUCCCAGCUGGCGUCUCAGCCGCAGGUGCCUGCUGGGGCCUUCGCCUCGGCCAUCUCCAGUCCCCCUGUGCAGAGUCCGCUGGCGACCGGGGGAAGGACAUUCCAGUAUAGCUCAAGCCCUAUGGGGGGCCUGUCGGGAUCCCAGCUCUCCUUGGUCCAGCAGCGCGCCGCCAGCCCCACGCAGCGCCCCACUACGCACAAGAGCACCCACUCCCUGCACGGAGGCAGCCUGAGCCAGGAUGCCAGGGCACUGUCCGCAUCCCAGCCCUCUCUUCCCCAUGACGGAACGCCACCGGCGGCGCCCAGCCUGCCGCAGUCCACCCGGGUCUCCUCCACCUCCAUCGGGCCCCCGCCGGCCCAGUCCGGCACACCCGGGCCCUCAAUCUACAGGCCCGCAUUGCCGCAAAGGGUAGUGCUGCCCCACCAGAUGUCGGUGGGGUCCUUCACGUCCGCAUCCCUCGCUGGCGCCGCGCACGGGGCGGGGACCGCUGUCGGACUGGGCCAGCUCGACUCGGCCCACUCGGCGCCCAAAAAAGAUUCCGUAGUCAGCCUCCCCGAAACAGACUUUGUGAGAUCCAGGCUUUCGUCCAACUUGUGACGGAUCCAGUGUGCGGCGCAAGGAUCCGCAUGCUGAGGGAUCGGUAUUUUGGUAGCCUCGAAGGUUCUGCCGCCCCUCCCCUUCUCCCGGUCAAACCUCGAAUCUGACAACUAGAAUGUAUGCUGACUGACCGCUGACUGGGAGAAAGGGGACCGCGGAGAGAUGCACCUACCUUUUGGAGAGGUGAAAGAUUUGUACUCUGCCCACACACACACACACACACACA
This is a messenger RNA of Scleropages formosus (Asian bonytongue), 3482 nucleotides long. RefSeq names its product hyperpolarization activated cyclic nucleotide-gated potassium channel 2b (gene hcn2b). Gene Ontology annotation, biological process: sodium ion transmembrane transport; regulation of membrane depolarization; potassium ion transmembrane transport. NCBI's taxonomy places the organism in Eukaryota, Metazoa, Chordata, Actinopteri, Osteoglossiformes, Osteoglossidae. Gene Ontology annotation, cellular component: membrane; axon; dendrite. The transcript is spliced from 8 exons. Bases 17 to 3256 code for a protein of 1079 amino acids. Gene Ontology annotation, molecular function: voltage-gated potassium channel activity. The record is from RefSeq and is a predicted model, not a curated record.